GAAGAUUUAGGAGCAAGGUUAUACUAGAGUGUGCAGCAGCAGCAGCAAGAAUUUUUUGUUACUCCGCAGUGCGUGCAUAUGCAAAUACUUGAAUAAAGUUCAACUACGUAUGUAUCAAUAUUCUUAUUAAGUACCUUGAGAAUCAUCAAGAACAAGAAGAAGGAUGUCGGCACCCUACGGGAACGGGUGGUACAGUGGCUAUUCAUGGUACAACCCUGCGGAGAAAGGCAGUAGCAGUGGUGCGACGCGUGCACCGACUUCCAGCACCACGCGACCCGCAACUUCCACUGCUUCAACGACUGGCGUUUCCGCAACCACAAGCAGUGCUGUCGGAACAGCAACAGCUGCGUCGGUCGCUCUCGGCGGCUCCACGCAAGGAGGUGCAACCGGAUCGUCCAGCGGGAGCCAACAACAUCUUGCCGCUACUACUAGUUCUGCAUCAGGUUCGACGAAUAAUUUACUCACCAACGGUACUAGUGCUACUGCGGAACAACAUCAUGGUGGUGCUGGAGCUACAACGACUAGUCCUUCCGGUGCUGUGGCCAGCAGUAGUUCUACUUCGAACACCAGUAGGACCGCAGAACAACAACAGGCAGGUGCAAGUGCUUAUGCCAAGUUUUGGCACGACAAUCCGAAAUUCUGGCACGACAAGAACCUUGCAUGGGGCACGACGCACCCGUCCGCAAAUGUGCCCAUUAAGAUACCGAACCCCGACGUGCGACCGACGAUAACCGACGUGCAAAACCUACUCGCGAGGUGAGCAAUCUAAAAGCUUUUGAUUUAUUUGGCUGCAUUUCUCAUAUACUUCGACAAGUAUGAGCCAAUGGAAGAUCCUCAAUGAUUAUCCUGACAUAGUACAAGUACUAAAGCAAUUUUGAAGAAGCACCAGGUGUAAAAGAUUAUUUUCAAAAGGCUUGCACCCUCUUUUAUCGAAGUUGUGAAAUGAAUGUUAUCUCCGUCUUCAUCUACAUCUACUUAAAGUGAAAUCUCAUCACUCUACUAGGGUUUUAUGUCCGGAAUCAUAUGGCCGAUUCUCGAGUACAGAUGCCAAGCAUGAGGUGUCCUUUGUUGAAGUGCCCAACUCACAUAAGAUUCCGAGAGUUACUUUAUGCCUUCUUCCCAGUCUGGGCUUCGCAUCUGCCAGUCGCCGAGGCGAGAUAAAAAAGGGUAUAGAUACAGAUUAUUUACAGAUUACUUACAGAUUCGUUGAAAAAAUACAUAAGGUCUUAGUUCACAAGAUACAUAAAACAAAGUACAUCGAAAUAGCCUUGCAUGCUGUUAUCUACGGGUUGAUCACCUAAAAUUGAACGUACUGGACUACUAUCUUUCGUAUCAUGCCAAUAGUGAUUGAUUCUUAAAAUCUUUAGGCGCUGCAGCAGCAGAGCAAGACGGAAGUCGUGCUGAUCUCGUGGAGCUUAGGAAAAGAAAUAGAGAAGGCGACUUAUCGAAGUGUUAUUUUAUGCCAUGGCUUAGCAGCAUUUUCAGGCGUUCCUGGCUGUGUCAUCUGAGCCUGAAGAGAGGGUAUACACUAUGUUAUGGCCACCCAGUAAUAGUUGAUGAGCAUGUAGUUUAAAUCAUGUGAGUACCACUACUUAGUUGGAGAUGAAGAGUUUGAGUUGCUACCACUGACACUGAGCACUAGAAGAUGAAGAGUUUUUGAUUCUUGAGAUAGAAAUUGCAACUGUUGUUGUUCAUCCCAGGAGCUACUGUUUUGUUCUUAAUAUGAGACUGUAUCGACACUUCGACUUCCAUUCCACGGAAGGUUCUUUCCGGAACGACACGAGUUAUUGCGCGAGAUGUUAUUAGGAAAAUUGAAAGUGACUCGGGAUGGCAAAGUGCGGGAGCCUAAGAUCCAUCCGCACCUUUUGGGUGAUCGUCGAGUCAACGGCCCAACAAGAGACAAGUACCAACUAAGAUUAGAGUUAUAAAGCAUCUUCUGUGAAAUAGUUUUUUUUGACUAUCGAAGGUUAACAAGGUUAUAAAGCGAACAUUGACAUUCAGUCAUGAUGCUCUUAUGAAAAUAAGGGUAGAACGGUUUUGGUGAACCAUGUUGAUCAAGUCAGUCCUCUUUUCACUUUCCAUCUCCAGGACGAACAUAUUGUACCCUUCGCACGGCUUUCUUGCCACCAAAGACGAGUUGGCCCUGGCGCAGUAUCCAGUUUUAUGCUGUGUGAACACCAUGGGACUUGGUAUAUGAAUUCUUAGAUAGAUGUUUGUUCUUUGUUUUCGCUAGUAGAUACUUAAGAAUUGCUUUUGCGUCAUUGAUGAAACACGAAUACACACCCACAGCGAUGAAGUACGUCUUUAGCUAUAUUUCAACGUUCUGGUGAUCCAUAUCCAUAUCCAUUGUAACCUCAACAAACGCUACUCAGAGCACCACUUAGACGCGGGUUGGUGCUGCGCUAGGAAAAAAGGACCCGAGGACCUAGUGCCAAAUAUGUGCGAUAUUCUGACAAUAGACUGUGAAAUGGUCCAGACAUCUGCUGAAGAGAAUGCCUUAGCGAGGCUCUCGGCCGUCAACUUUCAAGGACAGGUAGAGGAUUGUCUUCUCCUAAUUGUUGGCGAUGUUAUGAUCAUAAAGACGGACGUAUACAAUUUUCUAUCGACGAAUCUCAUUGUUCCAUACUUUAUUUUCGUCAAAAUCGCUUAAGUAGAACAUGCUAUCCCAGUCUGCUUACUUCCAACAAGGUUCUUCUCGACAUCUACGUGAAGCCUCCAAAUCCAGUGACCGAUUACAAAACACAGUUUUCGGGGAUUACAGUGUCAGAUUUGAUGGGUGUUUCGCGGACACUAGAGGACGCGCAAAAUUUGUAAGACACAUUAUACUUUACACAUUCGUUGAUUCUUGAUUUGUACGAUCUUGUCUCCAACUAGAUAAUCAUGAUUGUUUGUUUCACCAGAUCCUCGUCAACAUUAUUCCAUUUUUAUUCACUACCCAAACAAUAAUUGAAAAUAGAUUCACUCAAUCAAAUCCAAAACAGGCUCCUCCGCUUCCUGGGUCCGCGCACUGUGCUCUGCGGUCACUCAUUGGAGAAUGACCUGAAUGCCCUGAAGCUAAUACACCCUUUUAUUAUUGACACGGCGAUAUUGUAUCCGCAUCCAGAGCGACUUCCCAUGAAGCGAGGCCUCCAGUGGCUCGUUGAGCGCAUGUUGAAGGUACUUACUAUGUUGAUCAAAUGCUCACAGUAACGAUCAUGUAGGCCUCGUAGGAAUAGUUUGUAUUGAUGCGCUUCUCCGGAAUAGUUUGUAUAAUUGAUGCUUUCGUAGGAAUAGCCUCAAGAAUAUUCAUUACAAUCAGUGAUCACAAUCUGCUGCAACUGCACCUCUACAGAUACCCAUUACCCCAUUCUUCAUAAUCAUUUUCAGAAAAAGAUGGAUCGAGAUCGAGGGCAUAAUAGCGUAGAUGAUGCAGUAUUCACUUUGCAGCUCGUGCAACUGAAGAUUCAGAACGGGUUGCACUACAACCAUCCGAGCAGCCAAAACGAAAUGGAGGUGCUGCGGACAAUAGGAGCACUUCCUGGUACCACCACUCUAUAAUGAUUUUGAUUAUUUAUGUUUGCUGGGUUAAUUUUUACAUUGCUCUAGAAAUUGCGAUUGGUGUGGAUUAUGACGCAGCGCAAUGGCAAGGUGUCAAGCAUGAUGAUUUUACAUCUUGCUGGCAGUAGGUCUGGCUAAAUUGCGAAGAAAGUUACAUUUUCUUGUCUUCCCAUUAUACAAUUUGGAAAAAGUUGUAUCUAAACAAACAGGCGUACGCACAAGGUUGUUCUCGGACCAGGACGCAUUGCCUGAGAGACAGUCGUGGGCCGGAAAGUAUGGCGAAAGUUUGCUUUUGGCGAUUGACAAUGCCGUAGCACGACUUUCGACGUCACGAGCAUCACCACGGCUCACGGCAUCAUUGAGGACGACCUCAAAAUCGGCGCAAGCGGCUACUGCGUCGUCUGCUGCAAGAACUGCAUCAAAGCCAGUAGUUGCAACUGCAAAUGCGUCAUCGAAGCCUGCUGGAACUACGGCAGCUGCAAAUGCCUCAUUGAAUUCUGCUGGAAGCACGGCAGCUGCAAAUGGAGCCACGACCACGACGGACAGCUCUGUUGCGGGUUGUCCUGGCUCGAGCAUGAAUGGCCCGAAUGGCGUGGGUGCAGCAGGGCCUAGUGCAGCGAGCAGCGUUUCGGGAUCAACCGCUGCAAAUAAGCGGAUGGGUGAGGACUCGGGAAUGUCGCAACAACCAGAAAAGAGAAGGCGGAGCGGAUCGCCCAGCACCUUGCGAAGCGCUGCUGCUGCGACCGCCGCGUUAGCUGCGUCAGCGUCGAAUAAAGUCGUAACAAAGAAAACAAGUGGAGCAGGCGGUGAAGAUCAGAGUACAUCCAGUAUUGUUGUUGGCGGCAUAGUUGCGACCAGCACAGCGAAGGAGACCGCUAACGGCGCAGUAGAGGAUGAAGAGACCCCUUCGCGUGGCGGAGACGAAACCACUCGAGCUGCUGACGCUGGAGGAGACAGCGCCAAGAGGAGGCGCGUCGAUACACCAGCUGGCGUCGGAACGAACAAAGACAGGGAACAAGCACUUGCUGGUACAACUGAAAACAGCACUUCUUCUAGGAUUAAUGUCGCUGUAGCCGCUCCUGUACCAUCGUCGUCCUCAUCCUCGGGAGAAGUGGACGGCUCAGACGCAGUGGCCGAUACUUCUCCGGUCCCCGACAGUCCUAUGGACAACGAUCUCGGAGCUGCUCUCCCCACGGUCGCACCCCUAGAAGGUCUACUAAAUCAGAAGGACCAGGCGUCAUCCCAAAACAAGCCACAGCAAAGAACGACAAAUAUGACUUCCCCUGAUGUUCUUGAAGAAGAUUCUACUGGUGCUCCUCCACCACGUGCCACUGAGCUUUCCAAGCGUGCUAGUGCGCUUCGAAAGCAUCUCACCGACCGCCGAUCCUCAGCCAUGCUGAGUGCUCCUGUAGACGACGGUGCCCCUCCAGCAGAAAACAAUAGUAGCACCACAGCUGCUGCUGCUGCUGCUGCUGCUGCUGCUGCUGGGGAUACUGCAAUCGCCGCCAAUCUUCUUCUGGGGGCUGGGGUACUAGAGAAUGGCACCACAUCAAAGCUUCUAGAGGGAGAGAUGCGGGCCUCGCCUGACGACUCUAGUAGUGAUGAUGACGACGACGACGACGAUGAUCAAGAAGACUCUCUCUCAGACUCAACCGGCGAAUCGAGCAGUGGUAGACCCGAAGAUAAAGAUUCCUCCUCCUCUACUGGUAAAGAUCAAGAUUCUGCUACCGGAAGUGGUACCACAGCCAAAGUAACAGCAUCGGGGGCACCUCAAUCUUCACGUGGUACUGUUACAACUGGAGGAGCGCCUGCGGUGGCAAGCAGUAGCAGUAUAGUAACUAGUGGUCUUGGAGGAGCAGUAAAACGAUUAUCAGGGUCCGGGAGGUCUUCAGGGGAAAAAUGUAUUGCAAAUGCCGGUACAACGGUGGCCGCAGGUGGAAAGACGCAAUCCGAGAAUUUGGCCGAGGGCGAUGCGGCAAUCCAGGCAAGUCCGAGUAAACCCGUAGGUGCGUUGCCCACCGAUGCUGCUAUUCCCGCUGUAACGAAGAGGCCCGCAGGAAAGAGUGCGCCACCGGCACAGUCCACCACGUCGAGUAGCUUAACGGUUGGUAAUUCUAGUGGCGCGGGUAAUAUAUCUAGUGGAGCGAUCGAAGGUGCUGGUGGCAACAAUAAAGGUGGACAGAACAAAGCUCUCGCUGGUCCUCAGGGGGCAGCCGCCGGCAGUGAGGGGGCCAACAACGCAGCAGUGAGCGGAACAGCAGCCGGACAAACAACUGCGCAGCUGCGCUCCAGUAGCAAAAAUUCGUCCCCGACUUUGCGCACCGGCGCAGUGCGCAGUAAGAGCGGAGGCACACCUCCGGUUCCUCCAGGAAGUAACAUCAGUAACCAUAAUGUUACAUCAACCUCUUCGCGUACUAGUCGACGGACGGGCGCUGAUUCGCAGCUGCUCCAAGCAGCCACGGAGGUGGAAGCUAGCUGGCCAGCGGCGCUUCCAACCGGCGCAACCAAGGAGAAAUGGAAGGAACUCCGAAUUUUCAACUUCUCCCGACUGGAAACCGUGGAUAAUUCUAUUAAGCAAAGGUUCUCUUGCUAGUCGCUUAGGUCCAGCGACGCUCAAAGCACAAAAAGUAGAACAGCCGGCUAGUUUUCCCUCUAAUCUUAGGUCUAUCCCUACAUGCAGGAUACUAAUCCGUCGUUCCUUCCAUUUUAUUUCAUUUUCACAGCUACUCGAGUUUCUCCGUGAAAAAGUUGUUUCUUUCUCAGCGAAAAAAAACCAACCCAUACCCGAGACGUAGUUGUGAGUGUGAGAUACUUAUUACAGUUUUCAGCUCCUCUAAUUCUAGCAAUAGGGUGGAAGAAAAUCUGCAUUUGAUGCAGUUGGACGACGACCUGAAGGAGCUAGUGGAGCGAACGGGAAUACGAAAUGAAAUGUUCAUCUUUCUUUCGUCGGGGAAAGCGUCAAGCUACAACCGUGUUGUGUAUGUUUGUCACUUUAUUCUACUACUAGUCUAGGUAAUGAGUCAUCUGAGUUCUUGUAUUUUUCUACAGUACGUAGAAGGAGACUAUACUAAUAUAUAAAGAGCGACUCGCGACUUGUUCCUCGUUCCUCUGGACCAUAGGGAGAAGUGUUCAUUAAAUGUGAAUGACUACUGGAGGGAGCAGUUCGUGAGUACUAGUCGUGAGUCGUUUUUUUUUACUUGUUUCUUCAUCCUACACGGGCAAUCGCACGAGGGCAGGGAGCGGACCCGAAGUGGGAGAAACUGGUGGGGAGCAUGAGCAACUUGCGCACGCAGUGUAACGAAAGUGGCUUUCUGGCGAUACAUCUGAAAGGAGUGGACGACGUCUUCUUGGGGCGUCAGAUGGUGCCGAGUCAGACCGGAAAGACCACGAGUCAGACAAGUCAAAGUUUGCGCAUGCAGUAA
Messenger RNA from Amoebophrya sp. A25, 6959 nucleotides. The record is from the annotation of a GenBank genome assembly. Lineage: Eukaryota; Dinophyceae; Syndiniales; Amoebophryaceae.